This is a messenger RNA of Drosophila rhopaloa, 1779 nucleotides long. Its product is annotated as FGGY carbohydrate kinase domain-containing protein. Lineage: Eukaryota; Metazoa; Arthropoda; Insecta; Diptera; Drosophilidae. Gene Ontology annotation, molecular function: kinase activity; phosphotransferase activity, alcohol group as acceptor. Gene Ontology annotation, biological process: carbohydrate metabolic process. The record is from RefSeq and is a predicted model, not a curated record.
UCGAGACUGGUUCUGCGACAGGUGAUUAGAGGCGUCUGUGAGGGAGGCAGCGACUUGGAAAUGUCAUCCGGACCGUACUUUGUGGGCGUGGAUGUGGGAACGGGCAGUGCGAGGGCGGCGCUGGUGGCCUCCGAUGGGCGUGUCCUGGAGCAGGCGGUGCAGGCCAUCAAAACCUGGAACCCGGAGCCGGACUACUACAACCAAUCCUCCGACAAUAUCUGGCAAUCCAUCUGCCAGGUGGUGAAGAAAGUCAUUGCCGGCGUCGAUAAGUCAGAAGUCAAGGGCAUUGGCUUCGAUGCCACUUGCUCCUUGGUGGUUCUGGGUCCCCAGGGAUCGCCGCUGACUGUGAGCAAGUCCGGUGAGGCGGAGCAGAACGUAAUCCUUUGGAUGGACCAUCGAGCGGAGCAGGAGACGCAGGAGAUAAAUGCCUUCAAGAAUCCCCUACUGAAGUAUGUGGGCGGCCAGGUUUCCCUGGAGAUGGAGGUGCCCAAAUUGCUCUGGCUGAAGAGGAAUCUUUCCAAGACCUUUGCCAAUAUAUGGAGGGUCUUUGAUCUGCCCGACUUUUUGACCUGGCGAGCCACUGGUGUGGAUACCCGGUCGCUUUGCUCCGUGGUUUGCAAGUGGAACUACGAUGCAGCGAAUGGGAGCUGGAACAAGGAGUUCCUCGAGCAGGCGGACCUGGAGGAGCUGAUCCAGAAUAACUUUGAGAAACUGGGCAGUGAUGUCCAGCCGCCGGGCAGAAAAGUGGGCAAAGGACUCACCGCAAAAGCUGCCGGGGAACUGGGCUUGUCCAUAAGCACUGUUGUCAGCACUUCCUUGAUAGAUGCCCAUGCCGGCGCCUUGGGAAUGUUUGGCUGCCGUUCUAAGGAUUCCAAGGGAGACGACGAUGUCCAGGGUAAAAUGGCACUGAUUGCCGGCACAUCCACCUGCCACAUGAGCAUCACCAGAAAGGCCUGUUUUGCCCAGGGCGUUUGGGGCCCCUACCAGGAUGCCAUUAUACCGGGAUAUUUCCUCAACGAAGGUGGUCAGAGUAUUGCAGGCCAUCUCCUGGAUCACGUCCUCAAGUCCCAUGAAUCCUACGCUGAACUGAAAUCGAAACUGGGCGAGGAUAAGUUCAUCUAUCAGCAUCUCAAUAAGUUACUGCCGGAAUUGGCAGCUGCCCGGGGAUUCGAUCAACUGAGCUGUCUCACCCAGGAUGUCCAUGUCUGGCCGGAUUUGCAUGGCAAUCGCUCGCCCAUCGCCGAUCCCACGCUGCGAGGAGUGAUCACUGGCUUGGACAUGACGCGUGGAACUGAAUCUCUGGCCAUUAAGUACUUGGCUUUCGUACAAGCUCUGGCUUAUGGCACCCGUCACAUUAUCGAUAACCUGUAUCAGUACGGCAGAGCACCCUUCCAAACGCUCCUUUUCUGCGGUGGACUGGCCAAGAAUCCUUUGUACGUGCAAUGCCAUGCGGAUAUUUGCAAUCUGCCCGGCUUGAUUCCAGACGAACAGGAAAUGGUGCUGGUGGGAGCUGCUGCUCUGGGAGCGGCUGCAUCGGGACAUUUUGACAGCUUGGAGAGCGCCUCGAAAGCCAUGGGUGGCACUGGCCAACUGGUGAAGCCAAACCCGGAAACCUUGGAGUUCCACAACCGCAAAUACAAGGUGUUCCUACAGCUGCUGGAGAACCAACGCCAAUACAGGAGCAUUAUGCAGGGAGACACAAAAUAACUUAAACUGUUCGUUGUCAAGACUUUAAAUAAUUUUAAAAUAAAUGCCGCACAUGAGCAUUGUAACAAAAAA